Effrenium voratum is the source of this 599-nucleotide messenger RNA. The record is from the annotation of a GenBank genome assembly. Lineage: Eukaryota; Dinophyceae; Suessiales; Symbiodiniaceae.
CAUGGGUGUAAAACCAAUAACAUGACGACAUGUUGCACACGUGCGAGUUCCUGAUGUAGCAAGGAAGGCGGGCGCACGGCUUACAAUUCGAACAGAUUGCAUGCUGUUGAUACCCCCUGCGCAGGUGGCAUUGUGGGCAUGGGACAUUGUAGUGGACAAUUGUGCCAUUUGCCGUAAUCACAUCAUGGACCUUUGCAUUGAGUGCCAGGCAAAUCAGGGCUCGCAUACAAGCGAGGAGUGCACAGUCGCUUGGGGGGUUUGCAACCAUGCGUUCCACUUCCACUGCAUCUCGCGAUGGCUGAAGACACGCCAGGUGUGUCCACUGGACAACGGAGAGUGGGAGUUCCAGAAGUAUGGCAGGUGAUGCAAGGGAUCAGUAAAUUCGGAGCUCCAGCAUUGUGCAGUGGAUGCGCGGAGACGGUGAACGGAGCUUAGUCGGCAGAGAUGAGGAUAGGCAGCUAAUCCGGCUGCAAUGCCCGGGCCAUGCCGGGCCGGAUGAAGCAGAGCGUUUUGGUUAUCACCUGUGCCUAAGUGUGUCAUUCAGCUUUGAGGCCACUCCAGAGCGAGGUAGCACUUGCUGGCUCCUGCACAACGGGAAU